AUGACCGACGACUCGGAGGCGGCGGUGACUGUCCGCCGCGUAGUGUCGCCGAGCCAUGCGGAACGGGCACAGAUCAAACGCGUGCUCGCGGACGCGUACGGCGGGUCAUUCGGGCACAUGAAGAUCCUAGACCAUAACCCCGCUGCGAAUGCCCAGCUUGUCAGCUCGAUGGUGGACCACGCGCUCCGGCGGCACGAGGUCGUCGUUGCCGAAGUUGGGGGGCGGGUCGCUGGCGCUGCGUUAGACGACGACGAAGACGUCUUCUACCCCUCCCUCCAGCACCUCCCAGCGCGCAUGGCCGAGUUUCUAUCCGAGCACGUCUUCCUCACACAGCGAUACAUUGUCGACGCGACACUCCCGCACGCAGAAACAGAGUGGUGGUACCUCGCGUGGCUGGGGGUCACGCCGCGGUUCCAGCGGCGCGGGGUCGCGAGCGCGCUGCUGAGAGCCAAGAUGGCCGAGGCGGGCGGGGUGCCCAUUGGGCUGAGGACGGACGUGGACGAUAAUAUACCCCUCUACGAGCACUUUGGAUUCGCCGUCCGACUCGAACACACCUUCCGCCUGCCGUGGGGCGCGACCUGGCACGAGCGUUUCCUGUCGUACCCUGCCGACGCGAGCACGGCCGUCAUGCGCGAGCUGGCGGCCGAGGCAGACGCGUGCGGGUGCUCGAAGCGGGCCUGA
This is a messenger RNA of Vanrija pseudolonga, 681 nucleotides long. Its product is annotated as Puromycin N-acetyltransferase. The coding region runs from base 1 to 681 and encodes 226 amino acids. Lineage: Eukaryota; Fungi; Basidiomycota; Tremellomycetes; Trichosporonales; Trichosporonaceae. The transcript has 6 exons. The record is from RefSeq and is a predicted model, not a curated record. Gene Ontology annotation, molecular function: acyltransferase activity, transferring groups other than amino-acyl groups.